Molecule: messenger RNA, 1390 nt
Organism: Rhagoletis pomonella (apple maggot)
Lineage: Eukaryota; Metazoa; Arthropoda; Insecta; Diptera; Tephritidae
Product: inositol oxygenase
Exons: 4
Coding region: 198-1076 (292 amino acids)
Biological process (GO): inositol catabolic process
Cellular component (GO): cytoplasm
Molecular function (GO): iron ion binding; inositol oxygenase activity
Source: RefSeq, a predicted model, not a curated record
UCCUUGCUCAAAAAUUCAAAAGCGAUUUAGAACUUGCAAAGUGCGGGUCGUAAGCGAACACGUAGUUGUGGAAAAUUACCAAGCGAAAAAAAGAAAACUAAAUAAAAAAGUGAAAAAGGAACUAUACUGUUGAAAAAUAUUGAAAAUUUAAUAAAAUUCCUUAUUGUUACGGAGUGCAAUUAUAGUGUCCUCAAAAAAUGCGUCUGUUGUUGGAUCAGCAAAUCGAACUCAUCGAUCCUUCUGAACUCUUGCGUCCCGAAGCCUCAUUCGCAGACAAAUGCAUCUCGAAAUUCCGCGACUACAGCAUCGAUACCGAGGAUCCUUUGAAGGAGCGUGUUCGCAGAACCUAUCGCGAAAUGCAUCUGAACCAAACUGUGGAUUUUGUAAAAAGCCGUCACGCACGAUGGCUGAAGUUCAACACCUUCAAGGCCACAGUUCGCGAAGCGCUUGAGAAGCUCAACGAUCUGGUCGACGAAUCUGAUCCCGACAUCGAUCUGCCCAACAUUGUACACGCCUUCCAGGCGGCAGAACGCGCACGCGAAGAAUUCCCCGAACUCGAUUGGCUACACCUGACCGCACUCAUACACGAUCUUGGCAAAGUGAUGGCCUUCUACGAUGAGCCACAAUGGGCCGUGGUGGGCGACAGCUUUGCCGUGGGCUGCGAGUGGGGCGACAGCAUUGUCUAUCGCAGCGACAGCUUCGAAGGCAAUCCGGAUGGCGAGAAUCCCAAAUACAACACCAAAUAUGGCAUUUAUGAACCAAACUGUGGCAUUGGUAACCUGCUAAUGUCCUGGGGACACGAUGAAUACAUGUACCACGUGCUGAAGCACAACAAAACCAAGUUGCCACAUGUGGCAUGCAACAUCAUACGCUUCCACUCGUUCUACCCCUGGCACAAUGGUGGCGACUACAAGCACCUGGAAGCGCCCGGUGACGACGAGACUAAGAAGUGGGUGCUGAUCUUCAACCGCUAUGAUUUGUAUACAAAGAGCGAAAAGAUGCCCGAUAUUGAAGCACUGUGGCCCUACUACCAGACAUUGAUUGACAAGUAUCUUCCUGGUGUCUUGGAGUUCUAACAUUCUGGCUGCUUGAUUUGGAGUUGAGUUUUAAUGGAGAAAAGCUUUAAAGUCGCAUCGCAAUCAUUUCACGGGGCUAACUAUAUACCGACAACAUUUACAUCUCAAUAUACAUAUAUAAACUAUAUAUAAUAUGUAUGUAUACCUCAAACUUAUGUAUGCACAUACACUAUUUUUAUAAAUGUAAAUUAGCUUUUAAGCCAGCAAUGACAUGAGCUUUUGUAUACAGUGGCUGUCAAUAGACUUAUAAGUUUAAUGUUAUAUAAUGCCAGCGAAUUUAUAAAAAAAUAUAAUAUAUAAUUAUAUAAUAUAAU